AUGUCUGACCUGUCUUCCUCUCCUAGUGCGUCAUCGAACGUGUCGUGUGAAGGUGAUUCUUCAGUGACAUCUGAGGAAAUCAUGGAUGCCGUCGCAAAUCUUUCGACCGAGGAGCGUGAGACGCUUGCUGCUGAAAAAAAGGCAAAGGGCAAUGAGUUCUUCUUGAAAGGUGACUAUGUCCAAGCCAAGGCCCUCUAUACAGAAUCCAUUGCGCUCUAUCCAAAAGUAGCGGCUGUAUUCAGUAACCGUGCGAUGUGUGAGCUGAAAAUGGAGCAGCAUGGACUGGCUAUUGCCGAUGCAGACAAGGCCAUUGCGUUGGACCCCAAAUUCGCCAAGGCCUAUUACCGCCGUGCGAGUGCUCACCUGUCUAUUUUGGACCCUAAGGCGGCUCUUCCUGAUCUUCGCAUGGUCCUGAAGCUGGAGCCUAAGAAUGCCACUGUCAAAGUGCAACUUGACGCCACAGUCAAGCUCGUCAGGCGUCUGGAAUUUGAAAAAGCCAUUCGCGUGGAAGAAGGUGUACCGCCAAGUCGCACUAUUGAGGAGUACAUUGAACAGGGUGCUGGUGGAUCCAUGAUCCCUGCGGAUUACAGCGGCCCGCGUCUUCCUACCGAGGCGGCCGAGGGCACCAUCAUUUCUCCCGCCGUGGAGGACAAGCCUUUCCUCGGCCGCAUUGAUGAUGCGUUCAUUGACAGCAUGCUAGCGCAUUUCAAGGACGGAAAGAAGCUGCCCAAUGGUAUUGCAUGGUCCAUUAUCCUCGGUGGUAUACGUGCAUUCCAGCAGGAACCUGCUUUGGUCGAAUAUGAUAUCCCAGCCGACACUACCAUUGCGGUGGUAGGUGACACUCAUGGCCAGUUCUAUGACUUUUUGCACCUGCUCACCAAAACAGGUCGUCCGUCCAAGGAUCAUGCGGUCUUGUUCAAUGGCGACUUUGUGGAUCGAGGAUCAUGGUCGGUCGAAAUUGCUCUCACUAUUUUCGCGUUCAAGUGGCUAUACCCGAAGACAACCCUCGUGAACCGUGGCAAUCAUGAAACGAGUGAUAUGAACAAAGUAUAUGGCUUUGAAGGCGAAUGCAAGGCCAAGUUUGGCGGAGACAUUACAUUUAAGCUUUUCACUGAGGCCUUUAUCGCGAUUCCUUUGGCCACGCUGGUGUCACCGACCAAGGCGCCGCUACCUGCAGACCGACUGCCUGCAAGUGCCAGCAAGUCACUGGCUCACACGGUCCCUAUUUUGAACAAAGACACAGGCUUUAAACGGUACUUUGUGGUCCAUGGUGGUCUGUUCAGCAAGGACAAUGUCACUUUGGACGAUAUUCGUGCUAUUGACCGAUUUGCCAAGAAGCAGCCAGGCCAGGAAGGUUUGAUGAUGGAGCUUCUAUGGAGUGAUCCACAGACUGCCCCCGGCCGCGGCCCCAGCAAGCGUGGUGUGGGUCUUGGCUUUGGCCCUGAUAUCACUCGGGCAUGGUGCGAGCUGAACGGCAUUACAAGUGUACUGCGCAGUCACGAAGUGCGUCAAAACGGUUUUGCCGAGGAGCACGAAGGUCUGUGCUGCACUGUCUUCUCGGCUCCUAACUACUGCGACUCGGCAGGCAACCUAGGUGCUUUUGCUCUUAUUGACGACCAGGGCACACUCUCCUGGACGACCUUUGAGGCGCAGCCGCACCCGAACAUUCGUCCGAUGGCCUAUGCUGGAGGUAUGGGAGGCUUGCUGGCAUAA
Molecule: messenger RNA, 1713 nt
Organism: Malassezia pachydermatis
Lineage: Eukaryota; Fungi; Basidiomycota; Malasseziomycetes; Malasseziales; Malasseziaceae
Product: protein phosphatase 5
Exons: 1
Coding region: 1-1713 (570 amino acids)
Cellular component (GO): cytosol; nucleus
Molecular function (GO): protein serine/threonine phosphatase activity; protein binding
Source: RefSeq, a predicted model, not a curated record